UUGGUUAAUACAUCUACUUCGCAUCAAAGGGGGUACUAUUGUCUUUCCAUGGUACAAUUCACCAAUCUGAUUUCCUGAUCGAUCUCUCGCUCAAAAUUCCCAUUGUCACCACUGUGAAUCCCUAAUUCCAUCCUGAAAGCUCGAAAAAGAUCUCUAGUUCCAAAGCCCUCGAAUUGGAUUUCAGCAAAUUUGGGUGAUUUUUGGUAAACAGGAAUGGUUUGAUCUUCAAUUCGACUGGUUCAAACUCGCUGUAACUUGAAUCGAAGAGAAGAUUGAGAAGAGCUUCGAAUUCGAAGAGAAGCCAUGUUCUAUGGAGCUGUGGUUUGGGAUCCAUGGCUCAUUUCGUCCCAGAUCGUCUGUCUCCAGUGCUUGUACUACCUCACUCUUGGCUUGUUCAUGUCCAUCCUCGUGGGCACCCGUGUCUCUCGCAUGACCCUUGUCUACUUCUUUGAUUUCUCGACUCUCACUGCUUCCACGGCCACGGGAUGGUGUGCCAUUAUUGCGUUCCUUCUCACCUCUCUCGCAGGGUCAGUGUACAUGUUUUAUAUUGUUGAGAGAGCCAAAAAGUGCUUGGAUUUUUCAGCCACCCUCUACAUCAUUCACCUCUUUAUAUGUAUCAUAUAUGGUGGGUGGCCAUCUUCCAUAACAUGGUGGGUCUUAAAUGUUACUGGUUUGGCUUUGAUGUCAUUGCUUGGAGAGUGGCUGUGCAUUAGACGUGAAAUGCGAGAAAUUCCUAUUACACGACUUCGAUCUAAUGUUUGAUUCAGAAGAUGCAGUUAGUAUUUGAUUUGUGAUUUUCUCAUUCAAAUUCAGAGUCCUUGAAGUGUAAAACAAAAAUGCUGAUGUUAUGAUACCAUACUGGAAAAAGAAAGUAAGAUGAGUAACAACUGUAAAACAAGUUCCGUGCUACAUAGCUUCUUGAAAUCAUGUUAAGCAUCCCACGUUCUCUAGAUUUGAAGUAUAUCUUGGUUUUGUUUGCUUGAAAAGUCUACAGGAAUUUUUUGAUCUGUAAUCAUUGUAUAAACAAGUCAACCUAUGAAAUCAGUUUUUUUUUUUUGCUUCUUCA
Dioscorea cayenensis subsp. rotundata (Guinea yam) is the source of this 1066-nucleotide messenger RNA. Its product is annotated as protein SYS1 homolog. Lineage: Eukaryota; Viridiplantae; Streptophyta; Magnoliopsida; Dioscoreales; Dioscoreaceae. The transcript is spliced from 3 exons. The record is from RefSeq and is a predicted model, not a curated record. Bases 304 to 762 code for a protein of 152 amino acids. Gene Ontology annotation, cellular component: Golgi membrane; trans-Golgi network. Gene Ontology annotation, biological process: protein localization to Golgi apparatus; Golgi to endosome transport; Golgi to plasma membrane protein transport.